UUGUUAUUGACACAGAAAACUGUUGUUCCUAAGACUUUUUAAAGGUAGUCUAAAGUACGUCUGAUUCAGGCUUCUUGAUUUAUCUGUAUUUUGUGUAGAAAAAAAUUAUUAAUUCUUUCACCAACAGAUGAAUGUAAUUAUCUUGUGCUUACUCGCUGUGGUCCUUGCGAGAAAUACCAAUGGAGGCUUGCCCCCGCCUGAGAGGUCAUACAAGAUUCUCAUGCUUCUUCCUGCAGCUUCCAAGAGUCAUAAAAAUGUGUUUAUGGCUUUCUCAGAGGCACUAGCCGACCGUGGACACAAGCUAUUUCAUUCACAGGUAGUGAUACUCAGCGGUCUGCCUCAAUCUUCAAAGCACUCAAACAUCUUGGAGAUCAAUCAUGAAAUGCCAUACAUGGGUGAUUCAUCCAAGAGUGUAUUUGAAAAAGGAAAGUCUGCUACAGGUGGCUUGGGAACAUUUGCAAUCACAUUACCCGCCAUGGCACGACAAAUGUACAAGAUACCAUCAGUCAAGCAGUUAUAUGAAAAAAGAAAAGAAUUCGAUCUCAUUAUUGUCAACCACAUGUUCAAUGAGAUCGCAUACCCGUUCGUGCAUGAGCUUCCAUUCAUCACUGUUGCCACUCCAGGAAUGGACCCUCGCCAGAGUGCCGUAUUAGGCAAUAUCCUCAACCCUUCUUACGUCCCUAACUUACUCGGCAGUUACCCACAUCCCUUGUCAUUGUUGCAGCGUAUCAAGAACACUUUCAUGCAUAUCGUGAUUCCCUUCUUUUGGAGACACUGGGCUGUCGUACCGCUGAUUCAGAAAGAGAUAUCUGCUCAGUUCCCUGACCUGCCGCCGCUUCUAGAUAUCGAGAGAAACCAGAGUCUUACGUUAAUAAACACUCACUUCAGUAUCACCACACCUGUGCCACUUCUGCCCUCACAAGUGGAAGUGGGAGGCAUGCAUUGUCGCCCUGCGAAGCCUCUGCCACAGGACCUCGAAUCGUGGCUUGCCGGUGCUGGCUCCGAGGGCGUCAUCUACUUCAGUCUGGGAUCAGUUGCGCGUGGUGAGUCCAUGCCAUCAGAGUAUCGUCAAAUUUUUCUGGAGGCUUUCCGCAGACUACCACAGCGGAUCUUGUGGAAGUACGAGGGAGAGCUUGAGGACGUGCCUGACAACGUUCGGAUUACCAGCUGGCUCCCGCAGCAGGACAUUCUCGGUCAUAACAACGUGAAGGUUUUCAUCUCCCACGGUGGCCUCCUCAGCCUUCAAGAGUCCAUUUAUCACGCCAAGCCUCUCCUCGUCCUCCCUAUCUUUGGUGACCAGCCCAGGAACGGCAUGUUCGUGGAGGACUCUGGUCUUGGCCAUAUGUUAGUGUGGGCAGAACUUACUGCUGAUAGGGUCGUGGACACCCUUUCUGACAUCAUCAGCAACCCGAAGCACAAAGGAAACGUGGCCAGGAUGUCGGCGUCCUUGAGGGAUCAGGUAACAACACCACAGGAGCGUGCAUUGUUCUGGACAGAGUACGUAAUCCGCCACCAUGGGGCACCCCACCUGAGGUGCCCAGCCGCCCAGCUCUCCUGGGUGGAGUUCCUGAUGUUGGAUGUGCUGGCUUUCCUCCUGCUGGCGCUGCUGCUGUUGUUGCUUCUUAUCCACCUACUGAAGACAAUUUCCACCGCUCUCUUUAGUAGCAGCGCUAAGAAUAAGAAAGAUUAAAGUGUUGAGAAAAUCGUGCUUUAUUUUUAUUUGUUUAUAUUAGCAUCAUGAAAAGUUUAAAAUAAAUUCAGUGGGUAAAAGUGCUCUUAUAUCCGCUGCUCCAAAAAAUAAAUAAAUAAAAAGGAGCAGAAAAACGGACAACGGAGCUUCAAAAUCACAGUCCUCUCUUCAGCUCGCCCUCUUUUUCCUCAUUCUCCGUUCAUACAGUCUACUCCUUUAAUCACACUUCUUUUUUCUCAUUGUCCGCUUCCGCCUCUUCCCGCGAUCCCUCUCUCCACUUAAGGUGAUGAUGUUGAAGAGAAAGUAGAAGAAGAGGAGGAAGAAUAUGAAAUAAAAAAAAUAAUAACCUG
Portunus trituberculatus (swimming crab) is the source of this 2040-nucleotide messenger RNA. RefSeq names its product UDP-glycosyltransferase UGT5-like. Bases 128 to 1690 code for a protein of 520 amino acids. Gene Ontology annotation, molecular function: UDP-glycosyltransferase activity. Lineage: Eukaryota; Metazoa; Arthropoda; Malacostraca; Decapoda; Portunidae. The record is from RefSeq and is a predicted model, not a curated record. The transcript is spliced from 7 exons.